AUGGAGAAGAAACUUCGGUCUUCUCUUCAAUCUUCUGCGGAAGACUUUAUCUCUUCAGUCACGAAGCUCAGCAUCAAGACCUCAAAGCCCGCCAUUAAAAACCUAAUCCAUGGCAUAAAGCCCUCUUCGGACAUUUCGUCCUCUCUCCCGCUCGCCCUGCACCGCUCCGUAUCUCAGUUCAUCGUCUCCUUACUAAACCUUGGAGAAGAUUCCUCCCCUCCUCGUUCACCUGCCAACUCCCCUCCCGUCAAGCGCCUCCGAAGAUCCUCACGCCAGUCCCGCAAAUCCAAACCCGAACCCGGAGAACAAAGCGGAGAGUCCAACUUCGCUGGAAGGAAGCAACAAAUUCUCGAUUCCCUCAAAGUUCUUGGCUGCAUAGAAAUAUUCUGUGUUUCUCAUCCUAAAAACGCGUUUUCACCGCCUGAGUUGCUGCCCUCCGUUCAAUCGCUGCACGAUAAUUUGAUUGUCUUCGAGUCGGAUCCGGUAUUGUCAAAUGAGAUUGCGAGCUUAUGCGAGGAAUGGUGGAAGAGGGAUCUACCGGGUAGGGAAACUUUGAUAUCUCAGUCGUUACCCUUCCUGCUGUCGCGGUCACUCACGUUGAAGAAGAAAGUGGACGUGCACAGGGUUUAUACGCUCCGUGAUGCAUUCGCUUUGUUUGAUUUCGAGGACGAGAGCAUCGAGGACCUGAAAAUGUUGCUGAUGCGGUGUGUAAUAUCGCCUCUAUAUAUGAAGACGGAUGAUGGGAGGAGGUUCGUGGCGUUCGCCUUUGGGCUGAGCCGACAGCUGUUGAAGGAGGCAUUGGCAAUGAUAAAGGCGCAGAUCCCCUUCGGUAGGAAGUCGGUGCUGGAGGGUUACGGGGAAAUUCUAUUCAGGGCUUGGAAAUGGGUGGAAGGAGACCUUAGGGGAGAGAUAGAGGAUGGGUUCUUGCAGAGCCUUGUUGAGGGUGCGAUACAUGCAAGUUCUGCUGCGUUUGCGGCAUCUGUUAGGAGGGUUUUGGGAGGGUUUAUCACUCAGCGUACCACUGAUGGGGUUGAGAAACUUAUCUUUCGGCUUGCUGAACCCGUGAUAUUCCGGUCUCUGCAGGUUGCAAAUUCAAAUGUACGUCAAAAUGCAUUGCAUUUGCUCUUAGAUUUGUUCCCUCUUGAAGAUCCUGAUGCCACAAAAGAAGUGAAAGAUACACUUCUUGAUAGACAGUUCUUCCUCUUGGAGAGAUUACUCCGCGAUGAUUGUCCAGAUGUGAGACUAGUUGCAGUGGAAGGUGGUUGUCGUGUUCUCCAUCUAUUUUGGGAAAUUAUUCCUUCAGCAACUAUAACAAAGAUCAUUACAAAAAUCUUUUAUGAAAUGUCACGUGAUAGGUGCAACGAAGUUAGGGUUUCUACUCUGAAUGGCAUUGUUUACUUGCUUGGUAAUCCUCAAUCGCACGAAAUUCUUAAAGUGCUGCUGCCAAGGUUGGGCCAUUUGAUGCUGGAUAGUUCUAUCUCCAUACGGGUUGCUCUCGCAGAUCUUCUCCUCGUUCUUAGGGAUAUAAGAAAUUUCCAAUUUAACAAGGUUGUGGGGUAUGAUGUUUUAUUAUCUACACUUGCAAAUGACCAGCCUCAGGUUGCUCAGAAAAUUACUAGAUUGCUCAUGCCAUCAUACUUUCCCUCGAGGGUGACUACUGAAGAGGCAUGCAAUCGGUGUGUUACACUUCUAAAGAGGAAUCCGAUGGCUGGUGCAAGGUUUUGUGAGUUUGCUCUAUUGGAAGGGGCAUCUCAUAAAUCUCUUGUAGAACUUGUCAGAGUAUUUGUAGAUUUAGUUUUGUUGAAUGAUAAGCUGGAGGUGGACCAAAUUGAGGGUUUUAUAAUUGCUAUUGCUGGCCUUUGCAAAGCUCUAGCAAGUGAGUCUAGUUGUGGGAAUACCCUUAAAGAGUUGUUUACUGGUGAAAAUAUUAAGUCCUUGUUUGCUGCUGCAUCUACUUCACGUGCUCGCUCAUCUGUACUUGAUAUCAUUGGCACCACUUCUCUAGAUAAUGCUACUGGGAUUCUUGAAAAUUGCAUGGCCCUGGUAGCCAAUUGUAGUGGCUUGCUAGAAAAUGACGAAAGGCAAGUUGAAGUGAGGUCCGCCCAUAAGUUAUUGCUAUCUUGUAAUGCCUUUGAUGACAUGCUUGGAACUUUAUUAAGGCUUUUGCAGAAAGCUGCCUAUCGUUGUCAUAUUAAGUUUGGCACAGAAAUAAACAAGCAAAGAAUUUCUUCUGCAAAAAGAAAGAACUGCAAAUUGUCUAGUAAUUUUUCUGCUAAAUGGAAACACUUUAGCAAGAAAGCAGCAUCCACUUUUGAAGAAGAUUAUGCAACUGUUGUGGGAAUAGCUUGGCAAAUAAAAGAUUUGCUUAUAUCUGAGGAUACUCGGAAGGCCACAUUAGGUCCUCAAACUCUAGAACUUUUCCUUGCUCUAAAGGCUGUUUCAGAGGCCAGUAUUGUGCAGUCCAUGCAAUAUGAAUAUAUGGAUGCAUAUCCUGUAUUAGCAUACACGGCCCUUGCCUUGCAUAUGACUCUUCAGAAUCUAAGCAGCACAAAUGACUCUGGUGGUGAGAAGAAUGAUAGAAAUUAUUCAUCAAGGCCACUUUCAGAGACACUCGUGGAGCAGGCAAUGGAUCACUUGCUUGGUUGUACCGAGAAGCUGUUUGCAGCUGACUACUCAGGAAUUUGUGGUGAAUCAUGUCCAAGAUCUAAUCAGGAUAACAUUAAGAUAUCUAAUCGUCACAGAAAAAAGCAUCAGGAGCCCCUAAGAGAUGCUCUGCACUCAGGAAAUGACGGGUGCGACUACAGUGAACAAAGAAAGAUUGUUAGGACGGUGAAGAUACUAACAGCAAUUCUCAAGUUCAUAGUUGACUCCACCAUAGUGGGUUUUGUUUCUCACCUUCGUCAAAAAUGCUUAAAGUUCACAUCUGCCUAUUUGCAUUAUCACAUCUCCACUUUAGGGAGACAACCUGGUGAUAAAUUGCGGUUUAAGGAGGAGGAUUUGAAGGACAUUGCUACGUGCCUCAAGAGCUCGUUCAGUUAUGCAGCAAAGUUCCUUAACGUAGUACUUACAGAUACCAGUGAAACUUCAUCACCUCCAGUUGAAGUUUUUGACGUUGCAAAUGACCUGCUUGAUCUGAUCACAUCAAUUGAACUAUCUUUGGGCGCUACUUAUGCAUCGCACCUUGUUGCUGUAGCUAACUCAUGGCUUCCUGAUCUGAUUCUCGCAUUAGGAUCUCUUAGUAUGUUCAGGCAGACUGAAGUGGAAGAGAUGUCCCUAUAUGCAACUGAUCACAUAAAGUUCCACUUUCCGUUAUGGCCUUUACGUCUGGCAAAGUUCGAGCUUCAUAAAAUGAGUGAAGUUAUCCUGGAAGAGGAUGACAAAAUUUUGGAACCUGAGAAACUUCCAGAGUUUAGAAAACUUAUGGGAGUGAUGGUUUCAUUGCUAAAAGGAAAUCCUCACAUACUGGAUGCAGUAGGGUCACUUCUUUUGAUUUGCUCGGAUGUUGGUCUAGAAAGGAAGGAUUUUGGGUUAGUGCUGGGUCUGCUACAGUUCCUCUGUGUGCAGCUGGUUGGACAAGAAGACAAGCAGUGGAACGGGCUUGAUAAGAUGCUGGUGUGUCUUCCAGACAUAUAUCCUCGUAUAGAACAAGAAAUUGCUGAACGAAACGAAGAUGACGAUGAAAGGAAGAAAUUGUGUUUUGCAAGAGAAUUGCUGGAACCUGUUUGGAUGUAUCAUGUAUAUGAAACUGAGAGAUUUACCAUGAUGGACGAAUAGAUGGUAUUGAAACUUUAGUUUAGAAGUUCAAUUAUAUUGUUGAGCUUGGGGAAGGAAAAUAUGGAAAAGAUUAACAACUUUUGUUUUUCUUACAUAUAUAUAUAUAUGUAUAUAUAUGGAAAUGUAAAUAAAUUUCUUUUUGACAGCAGAUGUACCUACUAUUGUACAUGAGUUGGAAUU
Messenger RNA from Carica papaya (papaya), 3954 nucleotides. It is a transcript of the gene HEB1, whose product is annotated as ARM repeat superfamily protein. The record is from RefSeq and is a predicted model, not a curated record. Lineage: Eukaryota; Viridiplantae; Streptophyta; Magnoliopsida; Brassicales; Caricaceae. Gene Ontology annotation, cellular component: nucleus; condensin complex. Gene Ontology annotation, biological process: mitotic sister chromatid segregation.